Messenger RNA from Quercus robur (English oak), 3722 nucleotides. RefSeq lists its product as uncharacterized. The record is from RefSeq and is a predicted model, not a curated record. Bases 435 to 3077 code for a protein of 880 amino acids. The transcript is spliced from 14 exons. NCBI's taxonomy places the organism in Eukaryota, Viridiplantae, Streptophyta, Magnoliopsida, Fagales, Fagaceae.
UCAUCAGCCUUUCCGCCUUUCUCCUGUCUCACGUUUGCGUCUCUACCCAGCUCUGUUUGCCUCUCUAAACAAAACCCUCACAGAGCCUCUCUAAACAAAGCCCUCAAAUCGUUUGCUCUGUUUGCCUCUCUAAACAAAACCCUCAAAUCGUUGAUACCACAUCUGAGGCGCAACCCACAAAACCCUCAGAGCCCGGCGCACCCACAAACACUCAGAGCCCGGCGCACCCAUAACCUCAAAUCGGAGGCGGUCCUUCUCAUCCAAUCCACUUGUCGGCGCCGCUCUCUAGCUUAUUCGCUUCCAAUCCAUAUUCAAAUCAGCGGCGCACUCAUAUCCAAUCCAACUCGACGGUGCUUCAUCUCUUCCCGGACGACUCGGCAGUGCUUCUUCUCUUCCAUUCUAAAUCGGCGGCGCCACCCACAAUCUUCAGGAGUAUGGGGAGAGUGAAGAACAUUGAAGAGCAAGAUGCCAUUGAAGAGCAAGAUGCUCUCCAAGUUAGGCCCCCGAAAAGACCACUUGGAGCAUUUAUAAUUUAUUAUAAAAGGCAAGUAGAAAUGAUGAAAGCUGAAGGCAUUGUCAAGAUAAGUAAAGCUGUUAAGGAUGAGAUUACAAAAAAGUGGAAUAAUCUUGAUGACGACUCUAAAUUAGAGUAUAGGAGGGAAGCACGUGAGAAUUGUGAAAAUUAUGCAAAUCUAAAACAUAAUAUUCCUUGCAAACCACGUAAAGUUUCAUUAGAUACUCGGUGUACCCUUGGUCGCGUUCGUUCGAUGGUUAACAAAUUGAAUCUAAGACAAAAAUCUGUCAUUCAAGAGUUAGGGUUUGGUAGUUUGUUGGAUUUAAAGUUUAUAAAUUUGGAUAGAGAUUUAUGCAAAUGGUUAAUUGAUCAUUUUGACCAAAAUUCAUGUGCAUUGGAUAUUUGUGGUAAGAGGUUACCGAUUUCCACUGAAGAUGUAGAAUAUAUUUUAGGAAUAAGAUCAAAUGGGGUUGAUAUAUCUAUUGUUGGGAGCGCAGAAGAGAUAAAUCAUAUGUGCCAACAAUAUGGAUUAAAUGUGGAAGGGGAUAUACCAAUUAAGCUCUUAGAGGAUGAGUUGAAUAAGAUGGAAACAUUUGGAAAUGAAUUUGUGAGUUAUUUUUUGCUGUUUAUAGUGGGUACUUUAUUAUGUCCCACUACAAAAUCUUAUAUGAAACGGUCUUUUGUUUUAAUUUGCCGUAAUGUUGAAGAGAUUAGAAACUUGAAUUGGGCAAAGUUCGUGCUAGAUUUUCUCAUUCAAGGUGUACGCAAACAUAAAGACAAUAAUCUUAUAGCAGUUGAUGGUUGCGUGUUGUUAUUAAUGUUGUUUUAUUUUGAACACGUUAACGUUGAAAUUGACGUUGAACAUGUUUCCAAACGACAUCGACCACGUAUUUGUUUUUGGGGAAAAGAGGAAGUUAAGCAAAGGAUGCUGAAAUUACAUUCAAUUGGAGGUUUUGAUAGUCCUAAGUUAGUAGUAACACAAAUGGAGGGUGGAUAUGAGACUGCCAAUAUUCCAUUGGAAAAGCAAUAUAUUAAUCAGUCUCAUGCUAUGCCAUGUAGGGAUGAACACAAGCCAAAUAUGGAUUCUGAUGAAGCAACUCAUAGAUUUGAGCAAUCCUUAACAAGUAUUAGAGAUGAUAUGCUAGUUUUGCAUAACACCAUGAAUGUCAUUGCAAAAAAUAUGGAAACAUUUAAGAAAGAUAUUGUUUUGGAGUUGAAGAAUGUCAUUGCAAACAAUAUGGAAACAUUUAAGAAUGAGAUUGUUUUGGAGUUAAAGAAUGUGUUUGCAAACAAUACGGAAACAUUUAAGAAUGAUAUUUGUUUGGAGUUAAAGAAUGUAGCAAAAAGGGAACGUACUGGACAUACCAUUGAUUUGGACCUAAAUGAUAUCGUAGAAGGCCUUAAAAAUGAGACAAAGGUGCUGCCUAAGAAAGAGUCUACAUCUCUAGUCCAAGGAAAAAUGGACCACGAUGAUACAGUUCAUGUUAAAAAAGAAUCUAAGAAAGAGUCUACAUUUCUAGUUCAAGACAAAAGGCACCAAGAUGAUACAUCCAAACCUAUUUGUUUGGAGUUAAAGAAUGUAGCAAAAAGGGAACAUACUGGACAUACCAUUGAUUUGGACCUAAAUGAUAUUGUAGAAGAGCUUAAAAAUGAGACAAAGGUGUUGCUUAAGAAAGAGUCUACAUCUCCAGUCGAAGACAAAAUGGACCAAGAUGAUACAAUUCAUGUUAAAAAAGAAUCUAAGAAAAAGUCUAUAUCUCCAGUUCAAGACAAAAUGCACCAAGAUGAUACAGUACCCAUUAAAAGAGAAUUUAAGACGGUGUCAUCAUCUCCAAUACAAGACACAAUAGAGAAUGACCGCAAUGUUCACAUGGUUGGGCUAAGCAAAUCCAUUAAAGAAUCUGGUAGCAAAACAGUCCUAUCUCGUAAUGUGGAUGUGGAUAUGCUACAAUUAACUUUCCCACAUAACAAUAGAAUUAUUGCAUCAUGUGUUACACAUUCUGCCAAGAGUAAAGUCAAUAAAUCUCUAAAACGUAGCCCAAUUGUCACCUCCCAAGUUGUAGUUCCGAAUUUGAAAAAGAUGAAAAAAAUCAAAGAUACGUCCCAGGAAUCCAGACUGGUUGAUGAGGAGAGUAUCAAUGAGUUUGCACCAUUUACUGAAUUGGAGAAGAUCAUAUGCAAUUAUAUUUUCAAUAAGGAUCUAGAUGGGAGUGAAGUUCUUGCUAGCAUGAAAUAUGAGCAUGGUGAUCGUGCGGCUUUUUUUUCAUUGCUCCCUAACCAAUGGAUUAGCAGUCAGAUUAUUAGCUUGACCAUUUGCAUGAUGACUUUGGAAGGGAAAAAGUAUGGACAACUAUAUGCGUGGCAUUUGCCAACACAUUUCUCGCAAAAAAUGAUUGAAGAAGAUGGUAAUCCCACACUGGAAUGGUUUAAAAGGACGUAUAGGGACGAUGACAAGUAUAUGUCAAGAUUGAUGUGUUGUGAACAGGUGAGCCAACAGCUGGAUGUUCCAUGGAUUCAGGGACGUUGUCACCAUCAACAUGUUCACCUUGUUGAAUAUGUGUAGAUGGACAUGUGCGCCUUGUGUGUCCAACAUCUUUACAACUGCUGCAUCGCCUAACUUUCGCAUGGCUGUGGCUGUUGCUUGUGCUACCAUGGUCGCCUUUAGUCUUGACAAUGGCUGGAUCACGAACAUUUAAGUUUGCUUUAUUGGACGCAGUGCGUAUCCCAUCUUCAGCAGCUUCUUUACUUGAAUUAUAAAGUUCUUCCAUGCGGCGUGUCAACCUUGCUAUUUCAACCUUCAAUUCUUCGAAGCCUUGUGUUGUUCUUGAACCAAAGUAACACAUCUGACUACAACUAGCAGACAAUGCACUAAACUGUGCCAUACGUAUGAUAUCAGGAGACAUUUGGGAUUCAAGUUUGUAAGGCAAGUCGGACUUUGCUGUUUUCAGCCAUCUGUUCAUUAUACAUGUCGGUGGAAUCUGUUUCAAAUGUUCAACCUUCAUAAUAGCAAAUAGGUGCCCACAAGGAUAUCCAUAUGACUCAAAUAGCAAACAAGAGCACUUCAUAGAUUGAUCAGCUUGACAAUACACAACCUCCCAUCUUGAGUCAGGGGAUGCAUACUGAGAUAACGUGUACGUAUGAUAACCUUCCUUAUCUAUGUAGUAAAGCACAAUGAAUUUUUGUUCAUUCAAUAAUUCUUCUUGAACCA